AUGGCGGAUGCCGAUGAUUACCUCCAAGAGGGUUUCGAUCCGCGCAGCGUGACGGUGCCACGCUUGCGGUCCAUUCUUGUCACGCACAAUGUGGACUAUCCCUCAACAGCGAAGAAGGGGCAACUGGUAGAUUUGGUCAACCAUCACGUUUUAUCACAAGCUUCGAAGCUGCGAGCGCAAAGAGCCAAGGCGAAGCGAUCCAGCUUAGGGUUCGUCAAUGCAGGCAGUGCCGAAGAUUCCAACAACGCUUUGGAUGAACACGACACGCGCUCGCGCUCGCGCCAUUCGUCUAUUCGCAGCUCAAUAUCACCAAGGAAGAGCUCGGGCAGAAUUAAGAUGGAGCCCGAGGAACCCGAAUCCAAUAUUCUGCGCAGUCCGCGCAAGCGCAGCUCGAGAUCGGCCAGCCGGCAACUAUCACAUUUUGAUGAAGAUGACGGAACCGCCUCCGUUGCGUCCAAGUCGACGCGUCGCAGCAGCAGAAGGGCCGUCACCCCUCAAAUAAAGGAUGAGUCGGAAGAGGAAGAGUAUCACGCUCAUGUUGAUCACUCAAACGAAUACCUGCAGCCGCCAGCGGUAGAGGGGGGGGAAGGGUACGACGAAUCCGUCUUCACCGACGACAACCCCUUUCAAAGCGGAAGCUCCCCGCCGCCAACGACAACUCCAAGCAUCCGUCGCCGCACUCUGGGCGAGGACGUCUCCAGGAGCGCGCGAUCUGCAAGAAGACGAACUGAUGGGACCCCCGAUCGAGCAAAGAAGUCCAGAUUGUCAGAAAUUCCAGUCCCCAAGUUGGGUCAAAGAACCCCUGAAUUCGCUUUGGAGCCUGGCGAGGAGUUUACGGCAGAUGAGCAGCUCGAAUUGGAGGAAGCACAAAGUGCGGGAGAAGUCGCUCCAAUUUCGCGCAAGGGCCGUAAACCAGCCCGUCAAACAAGCGUGCUGACACCACUCUUUGUACUUCUGAUGGCGCUUUUUGGCGCUUAUGGAGCUUGGUAUCGACAAGAGAAGCUCGCUGUCGGAUACUGCGGCCUUGGUAGGCAGGCCAAGCCACUCCUGCCGCCGGAAAUUGUGGUUCCUGAUGCGAUAUUGCCCUUUGUUGAACCGCAAUGCGAACCAUGCCCUCCAAAUGCCUAUUGCUACGAGGGCUUCAAAGUAAGAUGCGUUCAAGGAUUCAUCCAAAGACCUCAUCCAUUGUCAUUUGGCGGACUCGUCCCUCUUCCACCAACAUGUGAACCCGAUAGCGAGCAAGAACGCCGCGUUCAGGCCGUAGCUGACAAGGCGAUUGAGGCGCUUAGAGAGCGCCGAGCCAAGUAUGAGUGCGGCGACUUGGUCGACGAAGCUGGUCAACAGGAAAAGUCACCCGCAAUUGCAGAGGAAGAGCUAAAACAUGUUGUCAGCAAGAAAAGGAACAAGAGACUUAGUGAUGAAGAAUUUGAUGGCCUAUGGGAGAAGGCCAUUGGCAAAGUCACGACAAGAGACGAAGUCGAGGUACAGGUCGAGACAACGCAGACAACGCAACCACCCGGUUCCUCCAAUCUUCAAACCAUCAAGCUAUCGUCAACCUCUCUCGCUCGCCUUCCGCUCGCCUGCGCCAUCAAGCGGUCAAUCUGGCUCGGACUGGCAAGAUAUCGACUCGCAAUUGGAUUUUUGAUCUUCUUGGCCCUCGGAAGCUUGAAUCUACGCUCACGAUACCGUCGUCACGUUGCAACAUCUGCACAGGUUCCAGCCCUCGUAGACUUGGUCAUGCAGCGACUUGCAGACCAGCGGGAGCUUGGAGAAGAGGAUCUUGACGAUCCCUGGCUCUUCCUGCCAAACCUAAGAGAUGACGUCCUGCGGUCUAUUCACACUCUCUCUGAGCGAGAGAGAAUCUGGCAGAAAGUCAGGGCCAUCGUUGAGCAGAACAGCAAUGUUCGCAUUAGCCAAAGGGAAGGCCGAAGCGGAGAAGUAGGCCGUGCUUGGGAAUGGAUUGGCCCUAGUAAGGGUGAGGGGGCGAGGAGACGACGUAGUGGGAGGGUUUCAUGGAUGUCGGAGUCGAAGGAGACGCCUGACUCAAGAGACAGGAUCGACGCUAGAAAAUGGGACGAGUCAAGGCCAAUUUAUUAG
Messenger RNA from Metarhizium album ARSEF 1941, 2097 nucleotides. RefSeq names its product Inner nuclear membrane protein MAN1. Bases 1 to 2097 code for a protein of 698 amino acids. The record is from RefSeq and is a predicted model, not a curated record. NCBI's taxonomy places the organism in Eukaryota, Fungi, Ascomycota, Sordariomycetes, Hypocreales, Clavicipitaceae. The transcript has 2 exons. Gene Ontology annotation, molecular function: chromatin binding. Gene Ontology annotation, cellular component: nuclear inner membrane.